This is a messenger RNA of Fusarium pseudograminearum CS3096, 690 nucleotides long. RefSeq lists its product as uncharacterized. The coding region runs from base 1 to 690 and encodes 229 amino acids. The record is from RefSeq and is a predicted model, not a curated record. The transcript has a single exon. NCBI's taxonomy places the organism in Eukaryota, Fungi, Ascomycota, Sordariomycetes, Hypocreales, Nectriaceae.
AUGUCUUCUCAAGACGAGUCGUCGCAGUCUCUUCGCCCUCUACAGCAGCUUCCCCUUCAUCGACUCCCACCAGAAGUACGAGAUAUGAUCUGGGCCCUCACCCUCCCGAGUAAUCGCUUAUUCGAGGUUACGAAAAUCGACGAAAAAGACGACGGACCGGAUACACAUUUCUUUCAUUUUAGAUACCCUCCUCCUUCUCCUGUCGCUCUCAGAGUUUGUCGCGAGUCCCGGGGAGCUGCGCUACGAAAAGGAUUUUUCUUCUCAACGACGAAAGGACUCAGUGUCUGGUUCACACCAGAUACUGAUGUGCUAUAUAUCGAUACCUUCCGUGACGUCCUACACUUCCGAAUAACGACAAGUCGCAUCAAAAUCCAAGGGUGGGACCAUGUCCUUCAUUUCGAAAUCGGGUGGAGGGCCUUCCACGAAUAUAAACACCAGCCACCAUCACCAUCACAUGGCUUGCCGGACAUUAUGGAGAUCCUUCACGCACACAUGCCCAAUUUGAAGACGAUCAGCUGCAUCCUAGAAACGCACGAAACGAGCUCAGGAGAGGUGAUAGAAGACACUAUUUCUUUGCCAUUGCCGGGCAGCGAUGAAGAUACAUAUGCUGUACUGAGGGGUCGGAAUUUUUAUCAGACAGCUAUCGAAUUGUGGGAAUCUGAAAUCACAACCAUGAUGUACUUUGAUUAG